Molecule: messenger RNA, 5235 nt
Organism: Trichomycterus rosablanca
Lineage: Eukaryota; Metazoa; Chordata; Actinopteri; Siluriformes; Trichomycteridae
Gene: klhl42
Product: kelch-like family, member 42
Exons: 3
Coding region: 1-1398 (465 amino acids)
Molecular function (GO): protein binding
Source: RefSeq, a predicted model, not a curated record
AUGUCUGGACCUGAACAGCUCAUCGAGAUAGUUAUGAACGACAGAUCAUAUGUUGUAAGCAAAAGCAAGCUGAUUGAGCAGAGCGACUACUUCCGAGCUCUUUACAGCUCUGGGAUGCGAGAGUCAGAAGAAGAUUCAGUGCAGCUCCAAGGACUGAGUGUGUCAGGUCUGGAACUAGUUCUGGAGUUCAUCAACACCUCUAAAGUCCAGGUAGAGAAUGAAACAUUGGAGGAUCUUAUAGACACCGCCUCCUUUCUCCAGGUGACUCCUAUCCUGAAGCUUCUUCUGUCUGAAAUCCGCCUAGACAACUGUGUUGAGCUGUUUAACCUUUCAGAGGUCUAUGGCACACAUGAGCUGCGCAAGGCCUGCCUUAAGUUCAUGAGUAGCAACUACCACGUGAUGCUACGUACACCUGAGUUUCACACCCUGCCAGGUGAUCUCCAAGAACAGAUUAGGGACUUGCGCAUGAGGGGCACAGCCACCCUGGUGGCAGUUGGACACUUUAUGGGCACACGCCUAGACCUUACUAGUGAAGAGAAACCAUGGUCCAUGUUGUGCUAUGGGGAGGGGGAGCGGCGCUGGAAGACGCUCACCGACAGCCUGCCCCCAGACAUGGUCAGUGUAAGGGGCUACGGGUCAGCAGUGCUUGACAACUACCUUUUCAUUGUUGGUGGCUACAGGAUGACAAGUCAAGAGAUUUCAGCAGCGCACUGCUACAACCCCUGCCGAAAUGAAUGGUUCCCUGUAGCUUCACUAAACCAAAAGAGGGCUAACUUUAAAUUGGUGGCAGUGACUGGAAAGCUGUUUGCAGUAGGAGGGCAUUGUUUAAAUACAGUAGAGUACUACUGUCCCCAACAAGACUGGUGGACCUGUGUGUCUUCCAUGCCUGAUCCUCUGACUGAGUUCUCUGCUACAGAAUGCCAGGGCAUGAUCUAUGUCAUGGGUGGUUACACAGCCAGUGACAGGAACACUAAUGUGCUGCGUUACUGUCCCAUCUCCGACACAUGGUCCGUGCUGCACACGUGUCCGGUACAUGUGCGUAAGCAGCAGAUGCUGUCGGUUGAGGAUACCAUUUACCUGGUGGGUGGCUACACACGCGAGCUGGAGAGAGCUGACCAUGGUGAGGACAUGCUGACUGUGCAGUCUUAUAAUGUGCGCACAUGUCUGUGGCUGCAGCUACAGAGCAACGUGUCCAAGUCAGGCCUAAACUUGACAUGUGCUCUGCAUAACGACGGCAUAUACAUCAUGAGCCACGAUGUUGGACCACGCACCGGUCUUGAGCAUCGCGUGUUCACCAAGUACAAUGUCUUCACUGAUGCCUGGGAGGGAUUUAGCCGCUUUUCAACUCUUGGUCAUAAUGCCCUGCUCUGCUCCCUUUAUUUACCUAAUGUUCUCUGACCUAUAGAGCUUUUGCUGGUACAAAAGGUAUAUUUUCCGGAAGGUCACAUGGGCCCUGUUUAGACUUGGUAUUAACAUGUGUCUCAGGUGAUCUGAUCAUACAGAGGGGACAUAUUUAUACCUGGCACUUGCAUAUGUCUGGACACAGCAAACAGCAUUGCCAAACCUUGACAAAAGCAGCCUAAUGUCACUUGAAAUAAAGCCCAAACCAGCCAGGUAGCAAAGAUUAAGAUCAUGUCAGUGUAUGCUGACGAAUGGAUUGGCACCCUGUCAAAGGGUGUAUUCCUGUCUUGCAUCCAGGGCUUCUGGUUAGGCUUUAGACCCACCAGUACACUACACAGAGUAAAUCAGUCACUGAAGAUUUUCACUUCUAAAGUUUUUUAGACAUAAAUACACUAAAACACAUUAUUAGGUACACCUAUCUGGUAUCUUGAUUAUUUUUUAAGCUUCACCUAACAUACAGCUGAACUUGGGGAUAUACAGUUAUGAACUGUAGCCCAUCUUUCAUUGUUUAUUUUGUCUUUUCCCUAUAACCCAUUUAUCAGUUCUAAGGGAUCACCAUAGAUGUUUCUCAGCACUGCAGCAACACUAAUGGGAUAAUGACAUUAGUGUUGAAUAAGUGUAUUAGGUGCAGCUCUGUUCUUGGGAUCUUUGAACGCCUAAAUGUCAAUGCUGGGAGAACAAUAGUGCUCCAACAAAAAAAAAUAUAAACCAACAGCAUCCAGUAAUCAGAAAGUGUCCACUGAUAAUAGACAAAAGGAAAUUCUGCAUGAAAAAUCUUCACAUUGUGCAAUGAAAAAAUACAAAUUAGCUCAAGUCUCAACUGUACACAUACAUCAAGUGCUAACAGGAUAUGUUUUCUUAAUAAAGAGGCCAGUAAGUAUAACCAAUAUAAAAAAAACCAGCUGUUGCACAUGAUAUACCUGUACAUAACACUUUCAUGUCAUCCCCAUGUUAGAUAGGUGUACCCAAUGAAGUGCUAUGUGAGUGUAUAUGAUAUGAAUGCAUACAUUUUUGUUCUAAAUGGAUUUAAUAAUGCUUUAUGUAGUGUGGUUGAUAAUAGUACAUUUACUGAGCAUUACACAAAAGUAGCUUGAAAACCAAAAACCUCCACACUGGAGACUAGGUAGUCCUGAGAUGCAUUUAUUGUACAAAUGCUAUGUGGCUGUACCUUUCCCUGACCACCUCCUAGUGUGGUAUUAGUGAAGAUACUUCUGUGACUUACUUGCAAUUUAAAACCAAGUCUAAGCAGGGUGAUUGUGAUCUUUUAAACUCUAUGAUCAAUAAUGGUAGUGUUUGAAAUGGCCAUGAUUAGAUUUAUGUCUAAGGAACAAAGACACACCAAAAAACACUGACUCAGAAGACUGACUCAGGAUUAAGAUCUUGACUCAAGUGUUUACAUUUAAUAACAAAUCGACAAUUCAUUGAACCUCACCUGGUAUGAUUUAACUGCGUGCUGUUGAUGUACACUUAAUUGUAGCUUUACACAGCAAUAUGUAAACACGCAUGGAACACUGGAACAAGUGCACUAUUUUUAUAUAAAACUUGUACACAUGUACUGUUUGUUAGGGGUGUAACAAUGCAGAAUUCUGUGCUUUCCUAGUUUCAUUUAAAAUAUAAACAAAAAAGCAUUUUAUACUACACUAAUAUUUAGUCUAUUGAAAUGUAGGGUACAUUUAGGUAUUUGGCUGAGAUUGUUAUUUUAGUAAACACUGCCUUAGAACAACAGAAUAAUAGAAUAAUCUUUUUACAAUAACAAAGAUCCCACUUCUAGAAAACCCGCUUUUUUAACACCAGUCUUUGUUAGUCAUCACAGCAUGCACAAAUUGGUCAGCACUGAGUUGUUGGCUGGUAAGGUGACUACAUACAGACAAGAUUGGUUGUCUGAGGAGAAGGUAUGGCUGAGGCCCUGCAAUGGAUUGGCAUCCUUUCUGAGGUGUGUUUCUGCAUUGCGCCCAGUGAUUCCAGAAAAAUUAUUCCCACCAUGAUCCUGACCAGGAUAAAGCGGUGGUAAAACAUAAAAUAAAAUGAAAUUAUCAUCAUUAGUUCUUGGCACUGACUUUCUGAACAAUUAUUAAAUAUUUCAAUUAUAAAACAAUUAUAAACAGUUAUAAAACGGUAUUUUAACCUUAUCAUGUAAUUUUCAGUAAUUAUAUAACAUUUAUGUAAACAAUAAGCUUUUGUCAUAUAAGCAGCCUUUAAACUUAAAUACACACCUAGUUUUGGUCCCUUAUGUGCGUGAGAAAGACGAAUUGCAAUAGAGAAAUUGAUAGCACUUCUGUUAAAACAAUGUGACAUAUAGCACAUAUAGCAUAUAGUAUUGCAAGUUGGAUCAAACAUGGCACUGCUAUUUGAUGUGCCUAGUAAUUGCACAUUCCAUGAUUCAUUUUGUCACAAUGUCUUGAUACACCCCUAAUGUCUGCAACACUAAUGCAUAUAAAUAUACAAACCACAUUUCCAGAAAAGGACAUUUUGUCAAUUACAGUAAGAACAAUCUAUGAUUUGUUGAUUCUCUUGAAUUAUUAUUUAAUAUAAACACAUUAAGAAUUCGAUGCCUGCAACACACUCCAAAAGAAUCUGGGACACAGGCAUGUUUAGUACUGUGUUAUAAAACUUUUCAGAGUAAUGAGAUUUUUCUCUAUGCUUGUUUGAUACAAGACUUUAGCUGCUCAGCAGUCUGUGGUUGCCAUUGUCUGAUUCUUCUAUGAUGAUCCAUAUAUUUUCAAUAGAAGAGAGAUCAGUCCAGUCAAGCGCACACACACUACAAAGCACCACCGCUGUAGUGCGUGCAGAAUGAGGCAUGGCCUUGUCGUGCGGAAAAGUUGUCACCUUGAUGGCAGCAUGUGUCUUUCUAAAAUCCAAAUAUACACUUUGUUCUCACAUUCAAGUCACUCGUGCCGUGGCCACUGAUGCACCCCAUACCAUGACAGAUGUUGGCUUUUGCAUCUUUUGCUGACAACAGUGGCAUAAAGCAGCAGUCCCCAACCUUUUUUGCACCACAGGCCGGUUUCAUAUAAGAUAUUAUUUCACGGAACUGUACUAUUCACAAAUGAGCUUUUUUCGCUGCAACGAGAUGCUGCUCCCACCUAGUGGUGAUUGGGGACAAUAACACCCGUAAAAAGUAGUGUUUUCAUUGCUGAUGUAGCAAUCUCUAAACAUUUAUUCUUUCUGUGCGGCCCGGUAAUAAAUUACCCACAGAGGACCACUGGCAUAAAGAACUCUACGUUAACUGACCACAGCACAUUUCUACGGUCUUUCACUCCAUCCAUGAUGAGCCUGGGCCCAGAAAGCUCAGCGACAUACCUGCACAGAAUUGAUGUCUGAUCAGUAAAAACAUUGAAGAUCUUUCUACUUUUGUCAAUAAAAUAAAGAUUCAAGAGAAUUAACAAAGCACAAGUACUUAUAUUUAUUGCAUGUAACAAAAUGUCCCUUUGUUGAAAAUUGGGUUUGUAUAAGCAUCACUGAUGUACCAGUGAUGCUUUGCAGCUCACAGCUGUGGUCUUAUAUGGUCAUAAUGGAACACUACUUGUGUGAUCUGAAAGCCUUGGUCUUAACUACAGUGUUACAGUUUUGUAACUUGACAAUGUAUGCCUUGAAUGUAGGCGUCUGAUGUAUUAGAGUAAAUAGCUAAAGUAGCAUGACCAGAGUGAUCAAUAACUUUGUGUAGCAAAUGUUCAGAUUUGUUCAGUUUAGCCCUUCUAAGUGCAAUAUGCAACUUUUUGCUUCUUUGCUUUAAUUUUGAGCACAUGAGCACUUGGUUUUUAGCCAGAGUUUGUGAAAGUUUUGUAUCACAGAUGCCUUAAACACCAAUGAUUCACUAAUAGUGUAAUAAAAUAU